AUGAGGCUUUUCUCUUGCCUUCUUGCCGCCGCCACGGCCAUCACAUCUGCUGUCGCAUACGACAUUCCUGACGGUGCAUCUAUCUCUGUCCCAUGGAGGCAUACAGGACGUCCCGGAUUCGGCUGGGGCAACCAAAAAGACAAAUGGGGUAAUAAGAUCGAGGACGACCGCCGUAAGAUCACUAUUCGUGCGUCUGAAGACGACACCGACGACAUCUCAGCAGAUUUCGUUUGGGCUCUGGAACAAGCACAGAACGGAGGAUUGGUACAUCUCGAAGAAGGCAAGACCUACAUCAUUGGCAAGAAGAUCGAUCUUCCUGUGCUCAAUGAUGUAUAUGUCAAGCUUGAUGGUACCCUGAAGUUCACCGAUGACGUUGCGUAUUGGCAAAGCAACUACUUCUACUACCCUUUCCAAAAGAGUAUCACUUUCAUGGUCUGGAGUGGCAAAGACAUCCGCAUCUACGGCAAGGGAACGAUGGACGGUAAUGGCCAAGCAUGGUACAAUGGCUUUGCUGGUCGUGAGAUCUUGGACUCCUCCAACACAUACUACCGUCCUAUUCUGUUCCUGACCGACAAUGCCACCAAUGUCGACGUUGAGGGUAUCACCUUCUUGAACAGUCCCUGCUGGACCACUUUCCUUGUUCGCACCAAGGACGUCUCUUUCGACAAUGUAUACAUUGAGGCUUUCAGCAACAACGCCUCCGCGCUCCCUAAGAACACUGAUGGCUUCGACUCGCUCAACGUUGACGGUCUGACUGUCACAAACACACGUGUCAAUGUCGGCGAUGACUGCUUCUCGCCUAAACCCAACACCACCAACAUAUACGUUGAGAAUCUUUGGUGCAACGGAACACACGGUGUCUCCAUGGGCUCGAUUGGUCAAUAUCCUGGUGUCAAGGACUACAUCUCAAACGCCUACCUCAAGAACAUCACCCUCCUAAACGGACAAAACGGCGCCAGACUGAAGGCUUGGGCAGGUCCAACAGCAGGUUACGGCUACAUCGAUAACAUCACUUACGAAAACGUGCACAUUGAGAAUACCGACGCACCCAUCGUCCUUGAUCAGUGUUACUUCAACAUCAACGAGACCACCUGCGCUGCCUACCCUUCCAACGUCAACAUCACCAACAUCAAAUUCAUCAAUUUCACUGGUUCAUCAUCGGGCAAGGAUGGUCGUGUUGUCGCGGACUUGACUUGUUCGCCCGGUGCUACUUGCAGUGAGAUCCUUCUCGAGGGUAUCAACCUGACCAGUCCCAAUGGUACGGCGGAGAUUGUUUGUAACAAUAUUCAGGGAGAUAUUGGAGUUGAUUGUAUCUCUGCCGCUGAUGCGGAUGAUUGA
Molecule: messenger RNA, 1338 nt
Organism: Aureobasidium pullulans EXF-150
Lineage: Eukaryota; Fungi; Ascomycota; Dothideomycetes; Dothideales; Saccotheciaceae
Product: glycoside hydrolase family 28 protein
Exons: 3
Coding region: 1-1338 (445 amino acids)
Biological process (GO): carbohydrate metabolic process
Molecular function (GO): polygalacturonase activity
Source: RefSeq, a predicted model, not a curated record